UAUCAUACCAUUAUAAUUCGAAACAAUGAAAAUGGGUGUUGUAGAAAUCCCAAAGCUAGUACUAUUUUCUUUUCCAAUUGGUGUUUUUGGGUUGUAUCUCUUAGUAAUUCUCAUCAAAUUUCUUCACAAAGUACGGUGGAAUCCGAUUCAGAUAGCAAAAAUCUUUUCUAUACAAGGAAUCAAAGGUCCUCCUUACAAAUUCCUCCAUGGAAAUACCAAAGAAAUCUAUAAAACAUUAUUUGAAACUCGAAGUAAACCCAUGAAUGACUCAUCUCAUCAUAUCUUCCCGUAUCUUCAACCUUUCCAACACUCGUGCAUCAAAGAUUACGGGAAGAACUUUCUUUGUUGGAUCGGAUCAAAACCUCAACUGUUUAUAACUGAGAUGGAGUUAGUCAAAGAGAUACUGAACAAUAAAGAUGGGGCAUACCCAAAAUAUAAAGCAGAAGGAUAUGCGAAGAAGUUAUUAGGAGACGGGCUUGUGACAACGGAAGGAAAUAAAUGGGUCAAACAACGUAAAUUGGCUAACCAUGCUUUUCAUGCUGAGAGCUUAAAGGGAAUGGUUCCAGCCAUGAUAGCGUCUGUCGAAACAAUGGUAAAGAAGUGGAAAGAUUACGAAGGGAAAGAGAUAGAAGUGUUCGAGGAAUUUAGAAUCAUGACAUCCGAAGUAAUCUCAAGGGCUGCUUUCGGAAGCAGUUAUGAUGAAGGAGAGAACAUUUUCGAGAUGUUGGUCAAGUUAGGUUCACUUAUGUCUAUGGAUGUUCUUAAGAUAAGGAUUCCCGUUAUCAGAAAAAUUGUGCCAAAUCAAGACGACACUGAAUCAGACAGACUAGAAAGAGAAAUUAGAAAAUCAAUUAUAGGAUUAAUAAAGAAAAGAGAAGAAAAAGUGAAUGGGGGAGAAAUGGAAGGUGGAUAUGGGAGUGACUAUCUUGCAGUGCUCAUAAAAGCAUAUAAUGAAUCCGAUGGCAACAAAAAGAUUUCUGUGGAUGAUCUUAUUGAUGAAUGCAAAACUUUUCAUGUUGCUGGUCAUGAGACAACAACUAGUUUACUUACAUGGACGUGUCUACUUCUAGCCAUUCAUACAGAAUGGCAAGACAAAGCUAGGAAGGAGGUCUUUGAGUUGAUUGGGGAAAAUAAAAUUAUUAUUGACGACAAUUUUCUUGGGAAACUGAAAAUCAUGAAUAUGGUCAUUAAUGAAACUCUAAGGCUUUAUCCACGGGUUGUUACAAUUACAAGAACAGUUGGGAAAAAAGUUAAUUUGGCUAACAAGUUGAUUCUUCCAUCAAGGACAGAAUUAAGCGUUUCAAACUUGGCAUUUCAGCAUAAUCCAGAUAUAUGGGGAGCAGAUGUCCAUCUUUUCAAACCAGAGAGAUUUUCUGAGGGUAUCGUGAAAGCAACAAACAACAACAGCAUGGCCUUUCUUCCAUUUGGUCUGGGGCCUCGGUUUUGCGUUGGUUCAAACUUUGCUAUCAAUGAAGUCAAGAUUGCCCUUGUCAUGAUUCUUCAACGUUUCCACUUUACACUUUCCCCUGCCUAUAUUCACUCACCAAUACACCGCCUCACUACUCGUCCCCAACAUGGACUUCAGAUUAUAUUGCAUGCGUUAUAGUUACAAAUAAAUGGAUAGUGCACAAUUGACGAAAUAUUACCUUACUCGUGGAAAAUAGGUGUCUCUUUGUCUCCAUACAUUCGUAUAACUACUCUUGUAGGAUUGUCUAGAUUGUUAAUGUAUACUGAAAAUUCUGCUAGGUGUUCAGGAUUUUAGAUUAAUAAAAAUUGUCGUGUGAUCUCUCGUAGCCUAUUUGCUAAUGGUCGUUUCAUGUUUUGCAAACUGAAAUUAGGACUCAUGUUAAUAUUUUAGAUAUUAUAAAUAAAUCCUCAGGACAUGUUAACUUUUU
This is a messenger RNA of Papaver somniferum (opium poppy), 1895 nucleotides long. Its product is annotated as cytochrome P450 CYP749A22-like. Bases 26 to 1606 code for a protein of 526 amino acids. The transcript is spliced from 5 exons. The record is from RefSeq and is a predicted model, not a curated record. NCBI's taxonomy places the organism in Eukaryota, Viridiplantae, Streptophyta, Magnoliopsida, Ranunculales, Papaveraceae. Gene Ontology annotation, molecular function: monooxygenase activity; iron ion binding; oxidoreductase activity, acting on paired donors, with incorporation or reduction of molecular oxygen.